This is a messenger RNA of Myxocyprinus asiaticus (Chinese sucker), 1597 nucleotides long. Its product is annotated as vitamin K-dependent protein C-like. Gene Ontology annotation, biological process: proteolysis; blood coagulation. Gene Ontology annotation, cellular component: extracellular region. Gene Ontology annotation, molecular function: calcium ion binding; serine-type endopeptidase activity. The transcript has 9 exons. The record is from RefSeq and is a predicted model, not a curated record. Bases 165 to 1472 code for a protein of 435 amino acids. Lineage: Eukaryota; Metazoa; Chordata; Actinopteri; Cypriniformes; Catostomidae.
UAUUUGUUGGAGUUCAGUUAACUUGCUAAAGGCUGUAUGUGUUGUGCCCUCGUACUAGGUUGUAGACAAAGCAGAGAUAGAUAAAAGUUAAGGCAAUUAAAGGUUUUGGUUUCAUAUUUCUUCCAAUAUAGUUCUCAUCUGAGGACAAAUCUGGGACUUAUACCAUGAUGAGGAGCCUUUUCCUCUGUAUCUCAGUACUGGUUAUAUUUUGGUCUGCCAGGGCUCUCUGCAAGACAGUUUUUUCUAGCAGCCAAAAAGCACACAUGCUCCUGCGUUCAAGAAGAGCUAACACAUUUAUGGAGGAAAUAAAGCCCCCAUCAUUGGAGCGUGAGUGUAAGGAGGAAAUAUGCAGUUUCGAAGAGGCGAGGGAAAUCUUCAACACCCGGGAGGCCACGCUGGAUUUCUGGACGGUGUAUACAGAUGGAGACCAGUGUGCCUCAACUCCAUGUGUUAAUGGAAAGUGUGUGGACCUGUUUCAGGAUUACUUCUGCAACUGCAACCCUGGGUUUGAAGGGAAACGUUGUGACUCGCGCAUCACAGCCACUAACUGCUCUGUGAACAAUGGUGAUUGUGGUCAUGAUUGUCACGAGAAAGAGGACGGUCUCGGUCGCAAAUGCAGUUGUAUUAAAGGAUACCAGCUCCAAGAUGACUCUAAAAAGUGUACUCCCAAAAAUGAGGCUUCAUGUGGCCAGAUUCGACUUGCAAAGUCAUUCUAUAAGAAGAAGACUAUGAUAGGUUUACAGCCAUGGCUUAUGGGGGGUACAGUUGGUAAAAAGGGAGAGAGUCCCUGGCAGGCACUUAUACUAGAUCAUAAGGGUAAGCUUCACUGUGGUGGAGUUUUGAUUGAUGAAAACUGGGUUCUCACGGCAGCUCACUGCCUAGAGUCAAGCACACGCUUAACUGUCAGACUAGGUGACUAUGAACGAUUCAAGAUAGAAGGAACAGAGAUGGUCUUUACCAUAAAACAGGCCAUCGCUCACCCACAAUACAACCGUUUCACAGUGGACAAUGACAUAGCUCUGUUGCACUUGUCUGGACCAGCAACAUUUUCCACAUACAUCCUCCCAGCAUGCCUCCCUAGCCGGGACUUGGCAGAAAGAGUGUUGCAUCGCAACGGUACCAUGACAGUUGUCACUGGCUGGGGGAAGGAUAAUGAGACAGCUAAACAUUUCAUUUCAACUCUCAACUUCAUUGAUAUUCCAAUUAUAGACAGUAAAGUGUGCUCCAGCUAUAUGAUUAACAAUCUGACGCAGAACAUGUUAUGUGGUGGCGUGCUGGGGCAAAUAAAAGAUUCUUGUAAGGGGGACAGCGGGGGUCCGAUGGUGACAAUGUAUCAUGAUACAUGGUUCCUCAUUGGUCUGGUGUCCUGGGGAGAGGGCUGUGGGAAGAAAAACAAACUGGGUAUCUACACCAAAGUGUCCAGCUAUGUGGAUUGGAUAGAUAGCGUUCGUCAGAAGUGGGAUAAAGUUUAGGCCUCUGACAUCUCUGUCUUUUUCUGCCUAUCAAUGAAACUAAUGCAUCACAGAAGUUCCUAGAGUGUUCCAUAGUUAUUUCAGUGAGGAGAAUGACGUAAUAAACACUGUCCUUUAUUCUGCAA